This is a messenger RNA of Verruconis gallopava, 1761 nucleotides long. RefSeq lists its product as uncharacterized. NCBI's taxonomy places the organism in Eukaryota, Fungi, Ascomycota, Dothideomycetes, Venturiales, Sympoventuriaceae. Gene Ontology annotation, biological process: transmembrane transport. Gene Ontology annotation, molecular function: transmembrane transporter activity. The record is from RefSeq and is a predicted model, not a curated record. Bases 1 to 1761 code for a protein of 586 amino acids. Gene Ontology annotation, cellular component: membrane. The transcript has 7 exons.
AUGGACGACAUAAAGGCAGAGGAUCGAAACCAACAUGUAGAGACCACCAACAGGCACAGUCCGCAGUACGACAGUGCUAGCGAUGUCACAGGCUUUGAAGCCGAUGAGACAACCCUCAAGCCUGGGUACUUCAGGUCGAGCUUCUUCCUAGGAUCGAUGACCGCCAUCUGUCUUGGACUAUUCGCUGGCGUCUCAGGCUUCGCGUAUGCCGCACCGAUCCUUACCCUCAUCAACAACGACAUCGGUCCUGAUCCGAACAUUGCAUGGGUGGCGCUUGUGUACACGCUGACAUCUGCCGUGUGUAUUACACUGGUCGGUCGCAUCUCAGACAUCUUUGGCCGUCGUUACAUGUUCAUUGGUGGCGCUCUUGUUGCGCUCGUCGGCAGCAUCGUCUGCUCUCGAGCAAUGUCUGUUCCAGAGCUCAUUGGAGGCAUGACCUUGAUUGGCAUUGGCGCCUCGACGCAGUUGAGCUACUACUUCGUCAUGGGCGAACUCGUACCAAUGCGCUACCGUCUGGCUGGAAAUGCUGCAGUUUACGUAUCUCAAAUACCUGGCUCUGGAAUCGCUCCUGUUGUUGCGACUGCAUUCGUCAAAUAUCAGCCUGCUGUUGGCUGGAGAGGAUGCUAUUAUCUUCUUAUCGCAGUUAAUGCCGUGGCGCUGGCCUGCUGGGUAUUUUUUUAUUUUCCUCCGAACUUUCACAUGAAGCAUGGGAAUGCAAAAAUCUUUGACUACAUUCGAAAAUUUGACUAUGUUGGAACGAUUCUGUAUACCGGUGGCUUGUUGAUACUGCUGAUGGGAUUGAACUGGGGAGGUCAAUUAUAUGCGUGGAACUCCAGCCACGUAGUGGCUACAAUCGUUGUUGGGGCUGUUUCUCUUAUCGUUUUCGUCCUAUGGGAAACCUUCAUGAAAUUAGAGGAACCCUUGGUGCCCAUGUACGUCUUUGAUAACCGUGGCUGGAUCUGUGCCACUCUUAUCUCAGGAAUCGGCGCGUCAAUGUACUAUGCCUUCGCCAUAGUGUGGCCAAGCGCUGUCAAUAUUCUCUACGCGGAUGCAACCAGUCCGAUUGGCGCUGCUUGGAUGUCCAGCAUUGUUGGUCUUCUCAUAGUUAUCGGUGAGAUUGUUGGCGGUUUUGCUGCGAAAACCAUCAUGCACAUCAAGUGGCAGAUAACUGUAUCCGUCUUCUUGGGCGGAUUGUUCUUCGCAUGUGUGGCGACAUGUGGUCCGGACGAUAAAAAUCGCGCGUGCGCUUUCGUUGCCCUCGGCGUUUUUUUCGUAGGCUGGGCUGAAUCUCUCGCCAUCACCACCUUGACUUUGACUGCAAAGCGACAGGACGAGCUUGGUACAGCAAGCGGCAUUGCCGGAGCCAUUAGGUUUCUGAUCGCAUCCAUUGCCUCCACGAUCUACACGGUUAUUCUGAAUAACGAACUAGCUAAGAAGGUCGCACCGCGAGUUACUUCCGCAGUAGAGGCUGCUGGCUUGCCCUCUUCCAGCGCUGCACAGUUCAUUCAGGCAUUGUCGCUCGGAAGUACGUCGUUGAAUGACAUACCAGGUGUGAAUUCGAACAUCAUUACAACGGGAAGGGACGCUUACAAGAACGCCAAUGCAUCUGCAUACCACACGGUGUUCCUAACCACACUGGCCUUUAGUGGCAUUUGUGUUAUCUGUGCUCUGCUGCUACCGAAUGUUGACCACUUGUUGACUAAUAAGAUUGCAACGACGCUCAGACGAGACGAGAAAUCGGAAGUUAAGGAUGUCGCAUAG